AUGUUUAUAUUAAGCAAAAAGUUGUUCUUAUCUUUUGAAAUCCCUUUUAGUAAAAUUCGAAAAAUUACAGCACGUUCAUCAGGGCCAGGAGGACAAAGUGUUAAUAAGGCAGAAACAAAAGUUCAACUCCGAUUUAAUGUAGAUGAGGCUAAUUGGAUUCCUCCUAAUGUUAAAGAGAAUUUAAAAAAAAUUUAUAAAAAUAAAUUGAACAAAUUUAAUGAUCUAAUUAUUGAGUGUGAAGAAACCUCUUCACAAAUAUCGAAUUAUAAAAUAUGUGCAGAAAAAUUAAAAUCUAUUCUUGAUGAAGCAGAAAAUUACAAAGAAAGAGUUAAAAAUACUUCAGUUAAAGAUUAUAUUCACUUAAUUAAAUCAAGCGAGCAAAUAAAAAAAUAUAAAGAUAAUUUAAUUGAUCAAAAAAAAAAAAGAAAAGAAAGGAAAUUUAAUAAAAAGGAUUACUAUUAA
Messenger RNA from Plasmodium relictum, 462 nucleotides. RefSeq names its product conserved Plasmodium protein, unknown function. Gene Ontology annotation, molecular function: translation release factor activity. The record is from RefSeq and is a predicted model, not a curated record. Gene Ontology annotation, biological process: mitochondrial translational termination. The transcript is spliced from 6 exons. The coding region runs from base 1 to 462 and encodes 153 amino acids. NCBI's taxonomy places the organism in Eukaryota, Apicomplexa, Aconoidasida, Haemosporida, Plasmodiidae. Gene Ontology annotation, cellular component: mitochondrial large ribosomal subunit.